UCGUUUACCUUUCAUAACCUGAUCAAUUCAAAUUUUAAUUUUGAUUUUUUAUUUCAAUAUUAAUCAAAGAGUAACAACAAGUCGUUACUCUUUGGUUUAUCAAUCAAGCACCCUUUCUUUUUGUCAUAUCCUUCUUAUUCAUCUCAUUUUCAUCAAGAUCCAUGCGAAAUUUUGUAUUAUGAAAUUUUUUGUCCAUAGUCUCACAAAAUGUGCACCAAGAAUCGGAUACUUAGCAGAAUUAAACGGAAAACCAAAUGUGAGUGUACAAACCCCACUGGUUAUGCUACAUACCCAAGGAGGACAAGUACCCCACAUAACUCACGAAGUCCUUAAAUUGGUCAACAGUAAUCCACACAUCUUACAGAUUCCUUUGGUUAGUGUUUAUAACUUCAAAGAAGCGAUGGAGUAUUUUGAUGGAGCUAUAAACGAUUUCAUAGGAAGUGCAGAAAGUAUUUGUUGUCUAACUCUGCAAGAUCCCAGCAAUCUCACGCAACAAGGACAUAAUGCUAAAGGAAAAAUGCCAAUUUGGACUAAAAAUGGAAAAGUCUAUUAUGAUAGUAAAACCUAUAUGGAUACUGUCAUGUCUUUUAUGCCGGAUAUGUAUCAUUUGUUAUCGGAUGGAGAUACAAAUCAAAGCAGCCCGCAUAAGCGUUUAAGUAAAGCAGUUGAUAAUACAAUUUUAUUUCAUAAAGAAUGUUUAGAAAUACAUAGAAAUUGUGAAAAACUGAAGGAUUCACUUAUUAUUGCACCUAUUGCUGGAGGAUAUAGUAUUCCACAUAGAAAGAAAUGCUUGGAUAGUAUGUUGAAUGAUGAUAUUGAAGUUGGAGGAUAUUUGAUUGAUGGUUUACAUAACAAUGGUCCAGAAGUGGAGUUUUUGUCUUUCACAGAUGUUCAGCCUAUUGUAGAGUUCUCAAUUAAUAACUUACCUUGCCAAAAAUUACGAGCUGUUCAAGGCUGCUGGAAUCCAGUUGUUGUAAUAAAAUUAGUGAAACUAGGUGUGGACAUAUUCGAUACUUCAUACUGUAGAAUGUUGACAGAGAGAUCAGCUGCAAUGACAUUUCCAAUAGAGAGUUCUGAAGAAAGUCCAUCUUAUGAGAUAAAUCUUCGCCAAUUGAGGUAUAUAGAUGACUUUCAACCAAUUUUGCAAGGAUGCCAGUGCCUAGCUUGUUUGAAAUAUUCUCGAGGGUAUAUCCAUCAUCUGCUAUCUGUACAAGAAUUACUAGGACCUGUUUUGAUUAUGAUACACAAUAUGCACCAUUAUCUCAGAUUUUUUGAGAAAAUAAGAGAAUGUAUUCGUGAAGGAAGCUUAGAUCAAUUGGAAUUAGGUAUAGAGACCCAUUUCAGAAGAUAUCAACAAGAGAUAUUACUGCCUCAGAAGGAACCUGUAGUGAGUGAUUCAUUAUUUUGAAGUUCAACAUGCAUCUUGGACUGUGUGUUAAAUAUGAUAUUCUGAGACUUUUGUACUUAUUUUCUGAAAUUAGAUUUUUAAUCAAAA
Messenger RNA from Coccinella septempunctata (seven-spotted ladybird), 1495 nucleotides. RefSeq names its product queuine tRNA-ribosyltransferase accessory subunit 2. The transcript has 6 exons. Gene Ontology annotation, molecular function: tRNA-guanosine(34) queuine transglycosylase activity. The record is from RefSeq and is a predicted model, not a curated record. The coding region runs from base 179 to 1408 and encodes 409 amino acids. NCBI's taxonomy places the organism in Eukaryota, Metazoa, Arthropoda, Insecta, Coleoptera, Coccinellidae.